Messenger RNA from Brenthis ino (lesser marbled fritillary), 636 nucleotides. NCBI's taxonomy places the organism in Eukaryota, Metazoa, Arthropoda, Insecta, Lepidoptera, Nymphalidae. The record is from the annotation of a GenBank genome assembly.
AUGUUGAAGUUGAUAUUUUUAGUUAUUUGUUUUAAUUCUGUGUUUGCAUAUUUCACUAUAUCGGGUAGAUGUCCCGAUAAUGUUGGCGUAAAAGAAAAUUUUAGAUUGGCUGACUUCUAUGGGAAAUGGUAUCAAGCUUUCUACUACUCCAGUGAUGGACAGCGUCAAAAUAACUGUUCCACCAUUGAUCUGAUUACGAGACCUUCGGGUAUUUAUCUGAAUCAGACAAGGGUCGAUCGUGGUCUGUUCCAUAGAUUUAGUGUUGGGAAGAUUGAUAUACCCUCAAACAUUGAAGAUGCAUCAAAGCUGGAUAUAAUAUUUGCUUUCAAAAACGCUCCUAGACGAUUGAAGACGCGGAAAUAUCCAUUCCGUGUACUGGCGACUAAUUACAACUAUUAUGCUACAGUGUAUACCUGCCAAUACAGUCAACUGAUAAAUAAGCACUAUAUUUAUGUCUGGAUUCUGUCAAGAUAUCCUACUUUGAAUGCUGUGUCGAAAGAGCUUGCGCUAAAACCGCUUCAGCAAAUUGGGGUUGAUCCCACAAAUCUCGUGCAAGAAGAUCGAAGCAAGUGUAAUCCAAAAUACUAUGAAGAUGUUCCGAUGGAGCCGACCACUUUCAGAUUUCCUGUACCCAUU